Closterium sp. Naga37s-1 is the source of this 3000-nucleotide messenger RNA. The record is from the annotation of a GenBank genome assembly. Lineage: Eukaryota; Viridiplantae; Streptophyta; Zygnematophyceae; Desmidiales; Closteriaceae.
GCUCCUGCGAGCGCGCAGUCGGUCGCACAGGGUCGGUCGCUGCCGUCGUCGUCGUCCGUGCCGAGCGGCAACGCGCGCUACAUCCGCUCCACCACCACUCCCCCUCUGCGCCGACCCCCGCCCGCGCAGCCCCCUCCGGCUGAGGGGAGCGAUGGCGGCGGCAGCAGCAAAGCGGACGCGCCGCCGCGGGAGCUGCGGAGCAAGCCAGGCGCGCGCGAGAACGGUGGGAGCAGGAGGAUGGAGGGGAGCGAAGGGGGAAACCAGGCGCAGGAGGGGGCGGGCGGGGGAGUUGCGCAGGAGAAGGCGGGGGGGCCGGGGGUGGCGGGGGUGGCGCGCGAGGUGCUGUUCGUGAAGGGCAACGUGGCGGUGCAUCCGUCGGCGUCGUCCAGCCGCAAGAUCGCGGGGCAGCUGCGCCUCGUCAAGCAUGGCACUGACGUCUUCCUCAACUGGAUUCCCUACGAGCCCUCCUCGCCCGCAGGCACGCCUAAAGGCAUAGCGCGCGGCAGUCUGCUGUACUCCAUCCGCUCAGUGGCCGUGUCAGAGAUGCGAUCCAUUCGCCGCCACACACCGCCCUUUGGAUGGCACUACAUCAUCAUCGUCCUCACCUCAGGAGUGGCAUUCCCGCCGCUCUAUUUCUACGACGGGGGAGUGAAGGAGUUUCUGCACGUGCUAAAGCAGCACACCAUGCUCGAGCGCUCCCUAGAUGACCCCAACGUCUACAAUGUCAACCAGUCCUUCGACCUCUUGCAGAGGAGUCUAGCGCAGCUGCAUCUCUGGGAUCCGCCCUCCACCGAGCCCGCCGAACCACCCGCCUCCGCCAACUUCCGCUCCAUGUCUCUCCCCGCCGCCCGCCGCCACGCCCCGCCCUUCCGCCCCUCCGCCCCCCCUGCUGCGCCUGCUGCUGCUGCCCCUCCCAGUGCAGCGGCAGCAGCGGGUAGUGCAGGGGGGAGGGCGGGGGCGGGAGGGAGUUACCGGCUGGGCGAGCGCAGCGCAUCGGCGUUCGGGAAACUGGGGGGCAGCAGGGCGCUGGGCAGUGUGAGUGAGGACGAGGGGGAAGGGGGGGAGGACGCGGAGGACGCGGAGGGCAGGAAACGGGAGGGGGCGAAGGCUGUCCGGCGGAACAAGCUGCCCCCCUCUCUUGCUCCGCGCAGCACCUCCGUGCUGCACGCUGCUGCUGCUGCUGGCGAGGGGGUGGGUGGCGAGGAGGGGGGGAAGGAAGGAGAGGGAGAGGGGGAGGAGGGGGAGGAGGGGGAGGAGGGGGAGGAGGGGGAGUACCCGAGUGAAGCAGAGAUGCUGCGCAUGCUGGAGGCCGCUCAUGCCCUGGCGCAGCAGCAGGCCAAGCAGAGGCGAGGGGGGAGGGCGGGGGAAGCAGGGGAAGGGGGGGGCGGGGGCGGGGGAGAGCAGCAGCCAUCGGAGGCGGAGAUGCUGUGCAUCCUGGAGGCCGCCAAUGAACGCGCCCUGCAGGACGCUGCUCGCGCCAGGGCACUCUCCCACCACCCCCACCACCACCACCACCACCGUGCACCGCACAGCUCUCACCGCCAGCAGCCUGCUGACGUGGCAAAGGACAUCUCCAUGCAGGUGCUGGGGGGAUUCUCCGCGGUGACGCGCAUGGCCCGUGGCAUGCUGGCCGCCGCCCCCGCCGCCGUGGGGGAGGCCAUGGGCGGGCUGGGCGGCAUGGGAGGGUAUGAGGGGCGGCUGCUGGGCGGCAGGGAUGCGGAGGAGCGCAUGCCUGCUGCUGACGCAUGGGGGGGCGGGUGGGAGGGGGAGGAGGAGGAAGAGGAGGAGGAGGGCGAGAGUGAGGGCAGUCUGAGCCGCCUGACCACCAUCAAGGUGCUCCCUGUGCCGUUGGGGGGGGGAGGGAUAGAGGAAAGGGGGGGAUUGGGGGGGGAUGUGAUGUGGGGGAGCACGGAGGAGAGCACAGGUGUGGGCGAGUUUGAGCUGCUGGAUGACUUUCAGGACAAUUCCUCCUCCCUCGUGCCGCCUCGCCCUCUCCUGCCACCACUCUCCCCAGACGAGUGGAGGGCAUUUCAGGACAGUGAGGGGCGGGUGAGCGAGGCCAACAGGCAGGCGGUGCUGCAGCGCAUCUUCUACAGCGGGAUGGAACCACAGCUGCGCGCCCAGGUGUGGCCGCGGCUGCUGGGCUAUGUGCCAUGGGAUGCGAGUCACGCGGAGAGGGAGGAGCUGCGGCAGAGGCAGGUCUCCGCGUACAACUCGCUGCUGCUGCAGUGGCAGAGUAUAAGUGAGGAGCAGGCGAGGCGGUUCACCAAGUACAGGGAGAGGUGCAGCCGCAUUGACAAGGAUGUUGUGCGCACGGACCGGCACCUGGCCUUCUUUGCGGGGGAGGGCAAUGAGAAUCUGGAGCGCGUGCGCCGCAUCCUCAUCACCUACGCCUUCUAUAACUUCGACCUCGGCUACUGCCAGGGCAUGGGAGACCUGUUGGCGCCGCUGCUGAUGGUACUGGGAGACGAGGUGGAGGCGUUCUGGGCGUUCACAGCAUACAUGGAGACCAUGGCGCCCAACUUCCACCGCGACCAGAGUGGCAUGCACGCCCAGCUGCAAGCCCUCUCCAAGUUGGUGCAGCUGGUGGACCCGCCACUGUACGAGUACCUGGAGAGCGUGGACUGCCUCAACUUCUUCUUCUGCUUCCGCUGGAUCCUCGUGCGCUUCAAGAGGGAGUUUGAGUUUGAGGGCACGUGUCGGCUGUGGGAGGCGCUGUGGAGCUGCCAUCUGUCGCAGCACCUGCACCUCUUCGUCGCUGCUGCCGUGCUCAAACGCCACCGCCGCCGCAUCAUGGACGAACAGAUGGAGUUUGACUCGCUGCUCAAGUUUGCCAACGACCUCAGCUGCCACAUCGACCUGGAUGCCGCCCUCAGGGACGCCGAGGCGCUGUGCAUCCUGUCGGGGGAGAGGGGGCAAGCAUGCAUGCCCGUGCCACCACCACCUCUGGAAGAGAUGUUUGAAGGGCCCGAGACAGGAGAGGAGGAAGUGGAUGACUGA